UUUUUCGAGGCUUGUUUGUUGGUUUCGCCGGUCUUUAUAAAAACUAAAGAAAAACCGUUUUGGCGGUAAAUAAUUCACAAAAAUGACUAUUGGAAAGAAUAAUAAAAUGAUUCAGCACCUGAAUUAUCGGGUGCGAAUCGUAUUACAAGAUUCUCGUACGUUCAUUGGAACUUUUAAGGCUUUCGACAAGCAUAUGAACCUCAUAUUGGGUGACUGUGAGGAAUUUCGUAAGAUCAGAUCUAAAAAUUCAAAAGUUCCGGAACGUGAGGAAAAACGUGUCUUGGGAUUUGUCCUGUUGCGCGGUGAGAAUAUUGUAUCACUGACAGUAGAAGGACCACCGCCUCCCGAAGAGGGACUUCCACGUGUGCCAAUACCUGGAGCAGCUCCGGGUCCAGGAAUUGGUCGUGUAGCUGGACGAGGUGUACCAAUGAAUAUAUCAGCGGUACCAGCCGGAUUGCAGGGACCUGUUAGAGGAGUUGGAGGUCCCGCUCAGCAACAUAUGGCGCCAAUGGGGCGAGGUGUGCCACGGGCUCCAAUGAUGGGAGCACCACCACCGGGAAUGAUUCCCGGUGGCAUUCCCACCAUGCCUGGGGGACUUGGCCGUGGGGCACCGCCACCAAUGAGAGGACCACCACCAAGCAUGAUGCGGGGCGCUCCACCGCCAGGAAGGGGUGGCUAUUAAAAACAAUCUUUCUACAUAUACAUAUAUUAAGGAAAUAAAAAAUUCACUUUAUAAAUUA
Molecule: messenger RNA, 740 nt
Organism: Drosophila willistoni
Lineage: Eukaryota; Metazoa; Arthropoda; Insecta; Diptera; Drosophilidae
Gene: SmB
Product: small nuclear ribonucleoprotein-associated protein B
Exons: 2
Coding region: 83-682 (199 amino acids)
Biological process (GO): mRNA splicing, via spliceosome
Cellular component (GO): U2-type prespliceosome; U5 snRNP; catalytic step 2 spliceosome
Molecular function (GO): RNA binding
Source: RefSeq, a predicted model, not a curated record